This is a messenger RNA of Sclerotinia borealis F-4128, 258 nucleotides long. The record is from the annotation of a GenBank genome assembly. Lineage: Eukaryota; Fungi; Ascomycota; Leotiomycetes; Helotiales; Sclerotiniaceae.
AUGAAACCCAAAUCAUCCCUCCUCAUCUUCUUCUUUUUCGUCUCAACCCUCAUGGGUACAGCGACCGCAGGUCCAAUCGCUUAUGGUAUUUGUCAAAGUGGGUGUGCGGCGGUGGUAAUGGCUUGUUAUGCGGCGGGGGGUGCGACGUGGGGCGCAACUCUAGGUGCAACAGCGCCAGCAACGAUCGUGGCGUGUAAUACGGCGUUUGGGGUUUGUAGUGCGAAGUGUUGGGUGGCUGCGGCGUUGCCUUUUUUUUAG